Molecule: messenger RNA, 2082 nt
Organism: Clupea harengus (Atlantic herring)
Lineage: Eukaryota; Metazoa; Chordata; Actinopteri; Clupeiformes; Clupeidae
Gene: palm3
Product: paralemmin 3
Biological process (GO): regulation of cell shape
Cellular component (GO): membrane
Source: RefSeq, a predicted model, not a curated record
AAGGUGAAGCAUUCGCACGAGCGAAGACCUGUUCGAACAAAAACAUUCAUUUUACUCAUAGGUUUUUGCCCAGUUGUUUCGGAGUGAACCUACCUGUUGUUUUUGGACAUCUGCACAGGUUACCAGAAACGAUCCAAGAUGGAUGAGGCAGAGAAGUACCAGCAGCGGCUGCAAGCCAUCGCGGAGAAGCGCCGGCUGCAGGAGGAGCAGGAGCGAGUCAAGAGAGAAAUGGAGGAGGAGAGAGUCCGACUGCAGCAGCAAAAGAGGAAGUCUCUGAGAGACCAGUGGUUGAUGGAGGGUCCCCCCUUGUCUCCUGACAGCUCAGGUCCUCGCUCCCCUCUGUGGGGACCCCAAGCUCAGGAGAUGGAGCAGAACCUCGACAGUUUGCAGGCCAAGGCCGAGCGGUUGACGGAAGAGGUGGGGAAGCUAGCAGAGGACGGCGUGUCUGUGGUGUCGGUGAAUGACGGACUGACACAGGGCAAUAGUGAGGGCGUCCACAUCCUGGAGGACGCUGGGACAGACUCGACCCUUAAGGAAACCGUUUUGCAGAAUGGACAAGGAAAUGGAACAAUGGAGGUGGGAGCUGAGGACGACGUGAAGGCUACCUCGGUUUCCCCGGUGAUGGCUGAAGACAAGGGUCCUAAUGGCGAGGUGGCCACAGACGUGCCUGCUCUUGAGGCAGACGCCGCGCAGCCGUCUACCGAGGAACAGGGGCAGAUCCAGAGCACUCCAGAAGAAACUGUCACUAUGGCAACGUCAGCGUCGCUCUCUGAGUCAGCAGCGAAAGGGGUGGUAGGGGAGGCAGUGCCUACUUCUAAUGGACCAGCUACCAAAGCAGGUGACGGGCCUGGUGGUGGCGAUGGUGCCGUCACCAUGACGUUCCUGGGCUUCAGUGAUGCGGGGAAGAGUGAGGGUGAGGGAUUGGACGAUGACGAUGACGGGGGGGCCAUCAUGAGAGCAGAGAGAGUGAUCAUCACGGACGAGGGAGAGGAGGUGGAGGAAGAUCCCGAGGGCCAGACAGAAGCUUCUGGAGCCCCCGUGGCUGAGGCCCCCACUGACCCAGAGAACCAGGAGGCAGGGGCCACAGAGGCUGAACCCCAGGCCCCCACUGAGGCAGAGAAAGACACAGAGGCGGAGGUCACGGAGCGGAAGACUGACGCAACAGAGGAAGAGAAGAGCGGGGAGGGUGGAGAGACGCCCAGUGAAGCACAAGCAGCGCCUCAGGCUGCAGAGGCCACAGCUACUGAGGUGCAACCCCAACCUGAGCCCAGAGAGGGCGCUGUUGUGACCUCAGAGGUGCCCGUGUACUCCCCAGCUGCACCGGCCACACCCAACGCCACGGCUGAGGACGAGAGCCAGCAGCCAGAGACCAACGAGCUGAAGGAGGAGGAGGAGGGCCUGGAGGCUCCAGCCACCGCUCCCGCCCCUUCCUCCACCCCUGAGACCGUCCCCAGCUCCCCAAGCCAGUUUCAGGACGUGCCCCUGGACGAAGCGGCGGACUCCCCCGCCAAACCCCCGCGUUCAGAGCCGCAGGCGGAGCAGGAACCCCUGCUGGCCCCCAAAACGGCUCCGCAGACGGACACUUCCGCUCCACGGCGAGGGGGCGAGGGGGGGGACGCCCCCAAACGGAAAACUUGCCAGUGCUGCUCCGUCAUGUGAACCCCAAUCCUCCCAGCGCCGCCCCCUCCCCCCAACAUCCACAUCUCUCUUACUCCUCCAUUCUUUCCUUCCACCAUCCAUGUUAAUCUACUGCCUUCUCUACUGCCUGUCUCUACUGUAUGCUAUGCCUCAAGGGACUAAAGAAACAAUGGCCACCCAUCCCUGCUAUUGCCCCGAGGCCAAUUGCUCAACUCCAUUGUUUUCCCCGCCUGUGAGGCGAGAGAGACCUGUUCUGUCACUGUCAACUGCCACCUGUCCAGAGCACUCCUUGAUCUCUGCUCGUGUCUCUUAUCAGGAGUGCACUCGCUCCGAAGGGCCUCACUGCCAUCGAUCACAGGUGUGUGUAGUGGAAGGCAAUGCGGUUUGAGCCAGACUGACUACAGCCGGGGGAAGAAUUGUUUUCUUCUUUUUUGUUUGUUUUGA